AUGUAUUCAUCAUAUUCUCUAAUUAAAUUGCUGGUUUGUUUCUAUAUCUUGUGUAUACAAGUCCUCAUACGUAGCGUUUCAUCUUUGAAUCUUACCAAUGCUUAUUUGCACCACAAAUGCCUUGCUAGUCAAGGGAAAUAUAAGCAGGGAAGUGCGUAUGAGGAAAACCUUAAUCAUGUCAUCGAUCACAUUUCCACCUAUCAUUUUCGGGAUGGUUUCAAACACACAUCUCAUGGUGACGCUCCUAAUUCCGUCAACAUCGUCUUCCAAUGCCGCGGCGAUUCCUAUGGGUCUAAAUGUGGUUCUUGCUAUGCCACCGCAGUCGCCGGGUUUAGGAAGAGAUGUCAAAGAUACAAAGGAGGAAUAAUAUGGUACGACCAAUGUUUUCUCAAAGUUAGUACAAUCAAUACCCCUCCAACGAAGAUGGAUUACGAGAAUACUUUUCCUAUGCACAACCCAAACAACGUCAACGGGGAUACCCAGUUGUUCGAUCAAAAUAUGAAGGAUUUUCUCUACGAGCUGGCGCUGAAGGCGGAUAAACCCAAAGCUGAUGGUAGCGGUUUGCUAUAUUACGCGACAGGGGAGAAGGUGCUCGGGAAGAAUAAAGUGUAUGCAAUGGUGCAGUGUACAUUAGACAUAUUUCAUUGUAAGGUUUGUUUGAAAUGGUGUAUCAAGGAGCUUUCCAAGUGUUGCGAGGGUAAACAAGGAGCUAGAGUUUUGGGUACGAGUUGUAAUGUUAGGUAUGAGUUAUACCCUUUUACUAGGACUUAA
Messenger RNA from Capsella rubella, 771 nucleotides. Its product is annotated as putative cysteine-rich repeat secretory protein 32. The transcript has 2 exons. The record is from RefSeq and is a predicted model, not a curated record. Lineage: Eukaryota; Viridiplantae; Streptophyta; Magnoliopsida; Brassicales; Brassicaceae. The coding region runs from base 1 to 771 and encodes 256 amino acids.